AUGGGCCAGGUGGAGGAGGCAGCAGAGGACCUCCCAGAAGAGCCCACCCAGGACCAGGAGGCAUCAGAGACUGAAGAGCAAUACGAUGAUGGGAGCAGGCCAGGAUCCCCACUGGAGGAAGAUCCUGUCCCUGUCCCAUCCAGGUCUCCAGUCCCUGGUCCUUCAACCCCUGCUGCUGCUGCACCAACACCCACUCCCAUAGGAAAAAGGAGGCGGCCACAACCCCGGGCAGAGCCAACGGCGGUGGAGCAGGCCAUUUUAUUCGCCCUGAAAGAGCGCCCUGUCCCUCCACCAACGGCCACCCGGGAGUUUAGCCACAUAGAGUAUUACCUCCUGAGUCUUGCUCCUUCCCUGGAGAGACUGUCCUUCUAUGACCUAGAGAAAAUCAAAGCCCGCCAUGCUGAGUUGAACAACAACCGGAACCGGCAACUGGCCAUAAGCUCCUCCUAUUGGAUGACGCGGCGAGGCGAAAUCAAGACGAAAAUCCUCAGGCGAACAGAGCGAGUAAUCGCCGCGAUAGAAGCGAGUGUCAUCAAAUAUUCAAGCGAAAAACGCCUGGCGUUUGAUGCGAUUUUUUCGCCUCCAUCGCGAUCGGUCUGA
Messenger RNA from Knipowitschia caucasica, 600 nucleotides. The record is from the annotation of a GenBank genome assembly. Lineage: Eukaryota; Metazoa; Chordata; Actinopteri; Gobiiformes; Gobiidae.